Molecule: messenger RNA, 3575 nt
Organism: Camellia sinensis
Lineage: Eukaryota; Viridiplantae; Streptophyta; Magnoliopsida; Ericales; Theaceae
Product: ARM repeat superfamily protein
Biological process (GO): protein export from nucleus; protein import into nucleus
Cellular component (GO): cytosol; nuclear envelope
Molecular function (GO): small GTPase binding; nuclear export signal receptor activity
Source: RefSeq, a predicted model, not a curated record
AGAGGCACGGGGUUCGAUACCCCGCAUCUCCAUUUUUGGCCGUUCGCUGAUUUUCUGUGUUGUGUUACACUUUUGCGACAUUGAACUCUCAAAAUCAGCUGGCCAAAAUUGCAGCUAACAACGAUGUUGAAGUCAAUUUUCCCGCGCAAUAUUUUUAUUUUUACGCCGUACCUUGUUCAUAUCCACUCCUAAUUUUUGUUUGCCUCACUCAGUAGAAACUAGGGUUUGCAUCGAAUCAGAGUAUGGAAGCUCACCAGAUCGCUCAGCUGCUGAGCCAAACCCUCAGCCCCGACGGCCACAUCGUACAUAGCGCCACCGACGCCCUCGACCGCCUCUCUCUCCUCCCCACUUUCCCUUUCUCUCUCCUCUCCAUUUCUACCGGAAGUGAUGAUCCAGGUCAGAGAAUUGCUGCUGCUACAUACCUAAAGAACUUCACCAGGCGAAACAUACCGUCUUCAAAAGUCAGCAAGGAGUUCAGAGAUGCACUUUUGCGUGCUUUGCUUCAAGUGGAUUCUGCAGUUCUGAAAGUUUUGGUUGAAGUGUUUCGGGUGAUUGUUGCUGCUGAGUUUGUGAAGGAGAAUUCAUGGCCUGAUCUUGUACCCGAACUGCGUGCAGUUGUUCAAAAUAGUGACAUGAUUAAUAGAAGUGGAAAUUGUGAAUGGAAGACCAUUAAUGCCUUAACGGUUCUUCAAUCACUGAUUAGACCAUUUCAGUAUUUCUUGAACCCGAAAGUUGCAAAGGAGCCCGUUCCCCCACAGCUGGAGCUUAUUGCACAAGAAAUUCUUGUACCUUUAUUUGAUGUGUUUCAUCAGUGUGUUCAAAAGGCUUUGACCUUCAGUGGUGAAGGAGAAGAGGAAAUUGAAAAGCUCCUCCUUAUUUUAUGCAAGUGUAUGUACUUUUCUGUGAGGUCACAUAUGCCAUCUGCUUUAGCUCCUCAUCUUUCUUCAUUUUGUCGGGACCUGUUUGGGAUUCUAGAUUCAUUAAGUUUUGAUGGUGCCAUUACUUUGGAAGAUGGACACUUGUUGAGGCUGAAGACUGGGAAGAGAAGUUUGCUCAUUUUUUGUGCUUUAGUCACCCGACAUAGAAAGUUAUCCGACAAGCUGAUGCCCAACAUUAUUAAUUGUGUCUCAAAGAUAGUCAAGCAUAGCACAAAUAUCAGCAAGAUGGAUUUUCUAUCUGAGAGAAUAGUGUCAUUAGCUUUUGAUGUAAUCUCACGUGUUCUAGAGACAGGCCCUGGAUGGAGGCUAGUUUCACCCCACUUUUCGUCUUUACUGAACUCUGCAAUCUUCCCAGCAUUAGUAAUGAAUGAGAAGGACACUACAGAGUGGGAAGAAGAUCCAGAGGAGUACAUGCGGAAAAAUCUGCCAUCAGAAAUUGAAGAAAUUUCUGGAUGGAAAGAGGAUCUGUUCACAGCAAGAAAAAGUGCAUUAAAUUUACUUGGUGUUAUAUCAAUGUCAAAGGGGCCUCCAGUGGUGGGUUCUGGUUACAAUUCUUCACUUUCAUCGAAGCGUAAAAAAGGUGACAAGACCAAAGGGAAGGAUCGCAGUUCGAUGGGGGAGCUGUUAGUGCUUCCAUUUUUGUCAAAGUUUCCUAUCCCUUCAGACAUUAAUGCAUGUGAAACUAGGAUUCUGAAUGAGUACUAUGGUGUUUUGAUGGCAUAUGGAAGCCUUCAAGAUUUUCUAAGCGAGCAAAGAGCUGAAUACACAGCAACUCUUGUUCGUAUGCGGGUCUUACCACUGUAUACGAUCUCCACAUGUUUACCAUAUUUGAUUGCCUCUGCGAACUGGGUGCUUGGGGAGCUUGCAUCCUGUCUUCCUGAAGAGAUGAGUGCUGAUAUCUAUUCUUCACUGGUGAAAGCAUUGAGUAUGCCAGAUAUGGGAGAUAUUUCUUGUUAUCCUGUUCGGGUGUCUGCUGCAGGUGCAAUUACCGAACUCGUCGAGAAUGACUACUUGCCACCUGAAUGGUUACCCCUUCUUCAAAUUGUGGUUAGUCGGAUUGCUGAUGAAGGUGAAGAGACCUCCAUUUUAUUUCAGCUUCUUGGUACUUUGGUUGAGGCUGGAAAUGAACAUGUUUCCCUUCAUAUCCCAUAUAUUAUUUCGUCUUUGGUUGGUACAAUCUCAAAGUGCAUUCCUCCUAAUCCAGAGCCAUGGCCUCAAAUGGUUGAACAGGGCUUUGCAGCAUUAGCAGUAAUGGCUCAAUGUUGGGAAGACUCUAUGCCUGAAGAAGAUGACCACAACGAAUCAAGUGAAGUGUGGGUGUCUGGUCGGGCUACCAUUGCUAGAGCUUUGUCUAAUCUUCUACAACAGGGUUGGCUUAGACCUGCACAGCAAAUGGAAAUAGAGGCUGCUCCUUUUUUGCCCCCUCCAUCGUGCAUAGAUGAUUCAUCCGCGUUGCUCAGAUUCAUCAUGCAAUCUGUUACUGAAGGAAAUGAGGUUUUAAAGCUUAAAGUUUCAGAAUUAUUACUGGUUUGGGCUGAUCUAAUUGCAAACUGGAAUGCUUGGGAAGAAACGGAGGAUUUAUCAAUCUUCAAUUGCAUUAAGGACAUUGUUAAUCUACACCAAAAAUUUAUGCUACAAAAUUUCAUGAUGGGGGAAAUGCCACCUCCCCCAGCUCCACCCGUGCCACAUCCAAUUAUAGAAGGGAUUGCCACUUUUGUUAGUGAGGCCUUUUCACAGUAUCCGUCUGCGACAUGGAGGGCUUCCUCAUGUGUACAUUUACUAUUACAUGUCCCAAGUUACACAUUUGAAGCAGAAGGUAUUAAGCAGUCAUUGGUGAUUGCUUUCAGUCAUUCUGCAUUUUCUCGUUUCAGAGAUAUUAGAAACAAGCCUAGUUCACUUUGGAAACCUUUGUUGCUUGCUGUGUCAUCUUGUUAUUUGUGUUAUCCUGAUGUUGUGGAGAAAAUUUUGGAGAAGGAUGAACAUGAAGGCUUUGCAGUCUGGGCAUCUGCUGUUGGUUUAAUCUCCUCCAGCACAUUUGAACAUGGUCUGUCAUCAGAGUCUGAGAUUAAGUUAAGCGUUAUGACAUUGGCAAAAGUGGUUGAGCGGCUGCUAACACUGGAAAAUCAGAAAGCUGGUUUGUUACAAAAAUGCUUUACUUCUCUGAUGGAGGCAUCUGUAAGCUUGAAAGAAGCUCAGGGAGAAGAGGACGAUGAUGAGGAGAGCAGAGAUGAUCAGGAUGCAGGUGAUGAAGACACUGAAGAUGACGACAAUGAUGAGGACUCAGAUGAUGAUGAACGUGAAGAAACUGAAGAAGAAUUCCUGGAUCGGUAUGCCAAAGCAGCUAUUGCCUUGGAAAAUGGGACUGUUGUGGAAGAGGGGGAUGUGGAAGAUCAGGAGCAAGAGCUUGAAUUGGGUGGUUUGGAAGAGGUUGAUCAGGAGAGUGUCGUACUAUCAUUGAUAAAGAGAUACCACCAAGUUCUCCUACAUGGACAAUCAUUGCCACCACAAGUCAUCUCCAGUUUCCUGAACACCUUCCCUGAAUGUAAUUUUUACUUCCAGCAACAUUGCUGAUUGGGGGUUCAUUGGGUGUGCUUCAUGUUCUGUAAACAUUUUUGUAUGGAAGUAUAAGAGUUCUUA